Chlorella variabilis is the source of this 504-nucleotide messenger RNA. RefSeq lists its product as hypothetical. Gene Ontology annotation, biological process: DNA-templated transcription termination. NCBI's taxonomy places the organism in Eukaryota, Viridiplantae, Chlorophyta, Trebouxiophyceae, Chlorellales, Chlorellaceae. The record is from RefSeq and is a predicted model, not a curated record. The transcript has 4 exons. Bases 1 to 504 code for a protein of 167 amino acids.
AUGUGGUCCGCCUGGUCCCGAGACAACACGCAACAGCGACUGGGAGAGGCCUCCCUCGUGCGGCAGCUGUGCCUCACCGCAGCAGGGGCAGCUGCUAUCGGCGCAACAGCCGUGGCACUGCAGCGGUUGCAGCAGCAGCAGCCUCGGCAGAGGGAGCGGGACGGUGGCGCAGCUGGCGGCGGCGCAGGCGGCGGCUCUGGCUUGCCAGCGACGCCGAGCGCAGUGCAGCCCCUCUUUGGCCUGGGCUGGCCAAACAGGGAGCAGCAGCUGCAGAAGACGCUGCAUGAGAUCGAGAAGCAGCAGCACAAGGAGGCGGUGAAGCAGCUGCGGCGCUGGGACGAGCGCUUCUCGCUGCGCACCAAGCCGCUGGCAGAGCUGCGGGCGCUGGCGCAGAAGCACAACAUCCCGGGGCGGUCCCGCAUGCGCAAGCCGGAGCUGGUGGCGGCGCUGGAGGCCAAGCUCGGCUGGGUGCAGCGGCGCCAGCCUCCGCCGGCGGCGCAGUAG